AUGUUUUCAAUAAAGAUUUUCGUUAUAUUUCAUUUAUUUCAAACAAUUUCAAGUCAAGGCGAUAGUUAUGAUACAUCAUGUACAUGUACACAAACGUCGAGUACUGGUUCAUUUUGUUGGGCAUGGAAAUGUCGAACAGAUCAAGUAACGAAAUGUUUUUCUAGUGAUGCGACAGUAGAAAUAAUGACAACAAAACAACGUAAAUCAAUGAAACAUUUGAAUAUUGGUGAUCAAAUACUUGUUGAUAUUAAUAAUCAAAAUCAACCUAUAUAUGAAUCUGUUUAUGCUUUUAUACAUGCAAGUUCAAAUGGAAUUUAUGAUUAUUUAAAAAUAACUAUCGAUAAUAAUUUUGAACAACCAUUGAUUAUUUCAAGUAAUCAUUUGAUUUAUUGUUUUAAUCAAACAAAACCUAUUUUUGCUGGAUAUUUAAAAAUUGGUGAUCAAUUACAAAUGAUAUCAAAGAAUGGAACUAAACAAUCUGGAUCUAUUAUAGAUAUUAGAUUGAUUAAAAGUCAAGGCUUUUAUGCACCAUUAACACUCAGUGGGAAAUUAGUUGUAGAUGGUAUUGUCGUAUCAAAUUAUGCAGUUGUUGCUAAUCAUCAACUUGCUCAUUUCGUAAUGCAACCAUAUCGAUGGUGGAUUUAUUUUAUAAAAUCUUCAUCAUAUUCAGAAAAUAUUCAUUGGUAUUGUCAAGUUUUAUAUAAUCUUGUAGAACACAUAAAUAAAUGGUUAUUUUCAAUUGAACUCUAUGAUGGAAGUAUUAUUGUUUCAAAUAUUUAA
Messenger RNA from Rotaria sp. Silwood1, 780 nucleotides. NCBI's taxonomy places the organism in Eukaryota, Metazoa, Rotifera, Eurotatoria, Philodinida, Philodinidae. The record is from the annotation of a GenBank genome assembly.